AUGGUAAAGACGCGCCAAUUGCUCAUGCUUCGAAAACUUUAUCUACGACAGAGCAGAGAUAUGCUCAGAUUGAACGCGAAGCUCCUUGCGCUGAUCUUCGGCGUGAAGAAGUUUCAUCAAUAUCUAUGGGGCCGCAGGUUCACCUUGUAUACCGAUCACAAACCGCUUACGGCGAUAUUUGGUUCAAAGAAAGGUAUCCCCGUAACUGCUGCUAGCCGGUUGCAACGGUGGGCUUUGAUUUUGAUGGGUUAUACCUACCACAUCGAAUACAAGUCAACGCAGCAUUUUGGGAAUGCUGAUGGUCUCUCGCGACUUGCACAAGGGCCAGAUGUUGAAUUUGACAACCAGAUCAUAGGUUAUUCUUCGCUUGACGUGGACGAAGUAAAUGUUGUCUCCGCAGAAGUGACGUCUGUCUUGCCAGUGACAGCUGCAGCGAUAGCCAAGGAGACAUCCCGGGACCACGUUUUGUCUCGCGUCUACCGUAGCGUCCUGGAAGGAUGGUCUGACACAGACAAAGACUGUGAGCUCCAGCAGUAUCGUACACGUCACAGUGAGUUGUCGGUGCUGAAUGGUUGCAUUCUGCUCGGAAUGCGUACCUGUCAUACCGACAAAGUUUCGCAGCGCAAUGUUGGAGGUUCCGCAUCAGGGUCACGUCGGGCAGACCAAGAUGAAGAUGCUUGCAAGGUCUUACCUCUGGUGGCCAUGAACCGACCAAGACAUUAUUGGCACUAG
Molecule: messenger RNA, 732 nt
Organism: Ornithodoros turicata
Lineage: Eukaryota; Metazoa; Arthropoda; Arachnida; Ixodida; Argasidae
Exons: 1
Coding region: 1-732 (243 amino acids)
Source: RefSeq, a predicted model, not a curated record